AUGGCCACCACAGCGUCGCAGAGUUCUGACGUCGCGAUGGACGUCACGGAACUAACAUCAAAGAGAGACCCUUCGAGACCAACGCCGCUAACUAUAGCCCCAACACCUUCCGCAACUACUUCCGCUCCCUUAGAAAUAGCAAUGGAGGUCUCCCCUCCCACUGUCGCCACACCAACAGGGAAGGACGGGGAUUCUCAGCCCCAGGAUGCCGAGAAGACCCCUCCGAACUCAGAAAAUCCGCCGUCACCAGGACCGAUGGACCUCGUUAGGGCGAAAUUGUCCCCGUUCCAGGCCCAGCUGGACGCUCUCGAUCGAGAACGCCCUGGAACCAAGCACGACCUUCUCAUGGCCAUUUUGCGAACAUCGGCCAAGCUCUCACUCGCUCGAGGGUCACCCGCCGAUAAUCUAAGCAGCACCUACUCUCCGCUCAGUGGUCGGAGCCGGGCCUCCAGUGACGCCAGUGCCUUGAUGGACGACAAGGAAGAGAACAACACUCUGCCUCCCAACCAACGAGUCAUCACCAAUGACCCUCGGACUACGACACCCGAGGGUCCGAAACUGAAAUCGCUCCCUAAAGUGGUUGACUCUAGGGCGUGCCUAGUAGAGAUUGUGAGAGCUCCACCUACCUUCACACUUCCAGUUUCCAUUCCAUUGGAGAAACUGAGCGAUCUGAUGCUGGCAGCGAUCCGGAAAACUCCCCCUCGAGCAGCGUCAUCUGGAACAGAGUCGGAUGUCCUGCAAGUAGACCUCUCCGAAGAGGAUCAGAAGCUUGGCACCUCACUGGAGUCACUGCCCAAAAUUCCAACCCCGGUCUCAGGCGCCAAGAGGGCUCAGAAGCUCCUGGCCCCAAUGACACCACGACUUCGGCCCAUCAGUGCAGUUCGACCUUCUAGGAGUUAUCCGAAAUUGGUGAGAGAACAAGUCGAGGAACUACAACCACCCUCGACUAGAACCAGAUCCCGUACUGCAGCCCCAGCCACUCAAACUUCGGGAGCAUUCGAGCGGGUACAGGCGCAAGUCAGGCUCACUCGACUACAAGGGACAACACCUCCGACCGAAAUUGCAGUGGCCGGGAUGAGGAAUAGUCAACCCAUUACUCCGAUGGCCUCUGCACCAGCACGUGAACGUCCCCAGGAAGUGAUUCAGGCGGAUUCAGUAUCCCAAAGGACAACUCCGGCCACUGAGACCUCCUCAACACCCCCUUCAAAGGGAGCCAUUCCCAAAACUUGCACAUCCGCCAGCAGCACUCCCAGGCGCGAACCGGGGGUCAUCAUCAUUGAAAAUGACCCGGAAGAAGUCGAGAAUCCCGCUGAGGACCCUCUCCCAUGGUGGGCUACAGAGGAGGAGAAUCAUGGGGAUUCAGCACUACCCACCGAGGAGGUGAGACCAAUGCCGGUUCGCCAAGAUAAUCUACCCAUCAGGACCGAUUGGGAUUUCGAGCCUUGCUGCUAUAACUGCGACUCCCCCAAUCAUCGCCUUCAACAGUGUCCGGAGAGACGCAUCACGGUGUGCUUUAGCUGCGGCCUCAAAGGAGCUACCUCGAAGACCUCUCCUCAUUGUGGCGAUAAAUGGAGAGCCGCAGGUCCCUAUGUGCCAUCUUUCGGUCGAAAUGUCCCUCGACACGAGCUCCAGGCUCAAGCCCCUCGACAGGACACCGAUGCAGCAACCCCACCAGCCAAGAAUCGGGGCAGGCGUCGUAAAAAUCCUCCGGCCGCUAAACCUCCAAGGCCGGCCAAAACCUCUAGAACUGGGAGAGGAGGACCUCCACCAUCGCCACCACCCAGGCGGGAAGAAAGUUGGGAUUACUACACCCCUUCGUAUGACCAGCGCCAAGAAUCCUCGACACCUCACUAG
This is a messenger RNA of Diachasma alloeum, 1854 nucleotides long. RefSeq lists its product as uncharacterized. The transcript has a single exon. Gene Ontology annotation, molecular function: zinc ion binding; nucleic acid binding. The record is from RefSeq and is a predicted model, not a curated record. NCBI's taxonomy places the organism in Eukaryota, Metazoa, Arthropoda, Insecta, Hymenoptera, Braconidae. Bases 1 to 1854 code for a protein of 617 amino acids.